Messenger RNA from Dicentrarchus labrax (European seabass), 1740 nucleotides. Its product is annotated as trace amine-associated receptor 13c-like. The record is from RefSeq and is a predicted model, not a curated record. NCBI's taxonomy places the organism in Eukaryota, Metazoa, Chordata, Actinopteri, Moronidae. Gene Ontology annotation, cellular component: membrane. Gene Ontology annotation, biological process: G protein-coupled receptor signaling pathway. Gene Ontology annotation, molecular function: trace-amine receptor activity. The transcript is spliced from 3 exons. The coding region runs from base 332 to 1321 and encodes 329 amino acids.
AAAAGCAAUCUUGGCACAGGUAAUGUUCAGAUAUUACAAUAAUAAAAGUACAAUGCAAUCACACAAAAUGAACAAAUUGGUAUUUAAAGGUCCCAGUGAUUCCAACAUAUAUUAGCUCAGGAGAGCUCAACUUUCAACACAGUUUAAAUGGACAAUUAACUCUAAAUGACACCUUUACUUCAUACAUCAUAUUUAGUGAAAGAGACAGGUCAUGUGCUGAGAAUGGGAUUGGGCAGAGGUGAAGAGGAAGGAGGUGUAGACAGGGAGGAUAGAGAUAAAUCAGUUGUGUGACAAAAAGGUUUGGUCAUAAAGCUGCCAGAGCUCUGUGCUGAUGGAGACCUUGGAGGGAAGUGAACUCUGCUUUCCACAACUCCUCAACACCUCCUGCAGGAAGAUUGGGGGUGCUCACUUUGAGACCAUGCUGAUUAACAUUCUGCUGUCCUCCAUCUCUCUGAUCACUGCAGUUCUUAACCUGCUGGUCAUCAUCUCUAUCUCCCACUUCAAGCAGCUCCACACCCCCACCAACUUCAUCCUCCUCUCUCUGGCUGUCUCAGAUUUCUUCAUGGGUUUCGUAAUGUGCUUUCAAAUGAUGUACUUAGAUGGCUGCUGGUUCUUUGGUGACCUCAUGUGUGCAUUUGGUCAGUAUCUAGUAUACGUAGUUACCUCUGCCUCAGUUGGAACCAUGGUGAUUAUAUCUGUUGACCGUUAUGUUGCUAUUUGUCAUCCUCUGCAUUACUCCACCAAAGUCACAGAAAAAAGAGUUAUAGUCUGUAUUUGUCUGUGUUGGAUAUGGCCUCUAAUCAUUCAAGGUCUGAGUCUAAUUGAUGUCCUGGAACAACCAGGCAGGUAUAACUCCUGUGUUGGAGAGUGUAUCAUUGUUGUUAACUAUAUAGCUGGAUUUGUAGAUCUUAUUUUUACCUUCAUCGUUCCCAUUACUGUCAUUGUAGUUCUGUAUAUGAGAGUUUUUGUGGUGGCUGUGUCUCAGGCUCGUGCCAUGCGGUCACAUAUUGCAGCUGUCACACUCCAGAAAUCAGUGAAAGUAACUGCUAAAAAAUCUGAAAUGAAAGCAGCCAGGGCUCUUGGUGUUGUUGUAGUUGUGUUUCUAAUAUGUAUCUGCCCAUAUUAUUGUGUUGCUAUUACAGGCCAAGAUAACUUACUCAAUGUUUCAUCUGUUGGCUUGAUAAUAUGUUUGCUGUGUUUAAACUCCUGUCUAAACCCCAUGAUCUAUGCCUUUUUUUAUCCCUGGUUUAGAAAAUCCAUUAAGCUCAUUGUUACAUUAAAGAUACUGCAGCCUGACUCCUGUGAGACCAACAUACUGUAGAGAGACUCUGUGUAAUGCCUGAGAUUUGUCUUUGCAUUAAUAGAAAAAUUUACUUGGUCAUGGAAAUUGCCAUUCUGUUUAUUAAUAUAACAGUGGAGCUAUUUGGGGUUUGUCCAUCUGCAUGUAUUUUGGACAAAUCACCACGUCUAGGAUUCACUGUACAGUCUGUAGGUAUCAGGACUGUGACACAUUUUUGUUAUGCUGACUGUAUGCUUAAGCACAGUGGAUGUGGAAGUUUUAUAUCCACAUUAAAAGAAAAGUGUAGGCAGUUGUACCCUGUAUUAUACAUGACUGAAGUCUGGGACCCACAGACAUUAGCCGAUACUUUGUAUUGUAUCUACCUGGAGAUGUUGUGCCAGGCCUGUAAUGCAGCCAUUUUGUAUGUGAACACCUUUAAAUACAAGCCCAUUUAAAGCUAA